Messenger RNA from Amphibalanus amphitrite, 5041 nucleotides. RefSeq lists its product as uncharacterized. The transcript has 2 exons. Gene Ontology annotation, molecular function: zinc ion binding; nucleic acid binding. The coding region runs from base 298 to 4371 and encodes 1357 amino acids. The record is from RefSeq and is a predicted model, not a curated record. NCBI's taxonomy places the organism in Eukaryota, Metazoa, Arthropoda, Thecostraca, Balanomorpha, Balanidae. Gene Ontology annotation, biological process: DNA integration.
UUGAUCAACUUCGACCAGUGGCUCACAAAACAAGUGAGGAUCUCUCAGAAGCUCACUGCCGUGACAAUUCAAGACACUGAUCAAGUCAAAAAACGCGCCUGGCAGUCCAGACCAGCAACUGGAGCACAACAUCAAAAGACAAAAGAAAAGACACUGGCGACACUGGCUACAAACACUACAGCCUCACUCGAUUCUGACACUUGUGUGUGUUGCAGCGGGAAGCAUCAUUUGAAGGACUGCGAAGCAUUCAGAGCGCGAGACGCCAAUGGCCGAGCUGAGCUAGUGUUCAGCUCAGGAAUGUGCUUCAUCUGCUUAAAGAAAGGCCACAUGAGCAGAAAUUGUGUCUUUUCUAAGAAGUGUGGAAUAGACGGGUGCAGGAUGAAACACCACAAGAUGCUGCACGGCAGUCACCGUGUAAGGCCUCACGGUGGUGACCAGAGAGUCAUAGCCGCAGUAACGGGAAACCGACCAGCAGAGGGAAUGACGCUUCUCCAGAUAGUUCCCGUUCGAGUGCACGGCCAAGAUGGAAGAUUUAGAGACACGCUGGCCCUGCUAGAUCCAGGAUCUCAGACCAGCUUAUGCUCGGAAGCAAUCAUCAGAGAUGUGAAGAUUUCAGGCGAAGCGCAGUCGCUAUGCAUCGAAAAUGUUGAAGGACGAGGAAGUACCAAGAGGUCUGAAAGGGUCCAGCUGACUCUGAGUCCUUUGUGCGAAGGUCAAGAUGUUGACCGCAAGAUCCUUGUUCCUGAAGCGUUCUCUGUGCCGCGAGUAAACGUCCGAGCACAGCACAUUCCUAAACGAUUGAAAGAUGACUGGAAGCAUCUACAAGGCAUAAACAUACCUGACUGCUCACAGGGAACAGUGGAGGUGCUUCUAGGCGCUAAUGUCCUUGAAGCCGUUCUUCAACGCGAAGCCAAAGUUGGACGAGCAGGAGAACCGGUGGCGGUGCGCACGGCAUUUGGCUGGACGUUGACCGGCACGAUCGCUGGUUUCGUCCCACCUCAAACCAGAGAGGUGAUGUUCAUCCACCGUGCGGACACAGAAGACAGGCAUCUCGGAGAGUGUGUCGAAGAGUGGUGGAAGACUGAUUCAUUUGGCACGAAAGUUGAGCUCAAAGGGGAAGCUUCAGCAGAAGACCUGCGGGCAUUGCGUCUCCUAGAUACAUCAGUGAAGAAAUGCGGAGACCGAUACGAAGCAGGACUUCUUUGGAAAGGCAAAGAUCAGAGAAUGCCUGACAACAGAGCAUCAGCCAUGAGAAGACUUCAGAGCCUUGAGAAAGGCUUGUUACGUAACCCGGAAAAGGCUAAGGCGUAUGAAGCCGAGCUCCAAGCUUAUGUUGAAGCGGGGCACGCACGCAAGCUGUCUCAAGAAGAAGCCGAUCAGCGUUUGAAAAAGCGCUGGCUUCUACCACAUCACGCGGUAGUAAACCCCAAUAAACCCAAGCUGAGGGUAGUCUUUGAUGCUGCAGCGACACACCUGGGAGUGUCCCUGAACAGUGAGCUGAUGAAGGGACCGGACAUGCUGCAGAAUCUGGUUGGAAUUUUGCUCCGCUUCAGAGAGGAACAGACUGCCAUGGUAGCAGACAUCAAGAAGAUGUUCCACCAGAUCAGGAUUCGCCAGGAAGACCAGCCAGCAUUAAGUUUCUGGUGGCGAAACCUUGACACCACACGACAGCCUGAUAUGUACCAAAUGCAAGUAGCAAUAUUUGGCGCGAAGUGCAGCCCAGCGAUCGCAAAUUUUGUACUACAGAGAGCGGCAGAAGACGGCUGCACUGGCACAGAAGAGUCCACAGCAGCCAAGAAAGCGGUUCAGACCAGCUUUUACAUGGAUGACUUCGUCAAGUCAGAAUGUUCCAGUGAAGCUGCACUCAAUAUGAAAAGAGAAGUCUCCAGCAUCCUCGCCAAAGGAGGGUUUUGCCUCACGAAGUGGAUGAGCAAUGAGGAGAGGGUGCUGGCUGAAGUCCCGGUUGAUGAAAGAGCUGUCUUGAAGAUAGACUCGUCGGGCAAGUCGUACUGCAGCGUUUUAGGAUGCAAAUGGACCCCGCAGGACGACUACCUGGCCGUCAAGUGUAGCGUAGUCGCGGUGCCGCCGACGAAGAGAGGAAUCCUGAAGCAAGUCGCGUCUAUGUUUGAUCCUUUAGGGAUCGUGGCGCCCUACACACUAGUGGCGAAGAAACUGAUCCAGAGUCUCUGGGAAAGAAAGCUAGGCUGGGAUGAAGGAAUCACAGGAGAAACCCUACAUAUCUGGAGACGCUGGCAAGAAGAGCUUCAGCAUGUUGAGGACGCAUGUGUUCCACGGUGGUAUGGCGCGCCGGAACAAGAAGUUGACGCUCAGUACGAGCUGCACAUGUUCAGCGACGCCUCCGAAUUAGCGUUCGGUACCGUAGCAUACAUCAGAGUAUUGUCCAGCGGCUACUAUCACAGUCGCUUUGUGAUGGCUCGCACUAGGCUCGCACCUCUGCGACAGCUGUCGAUAGUCCGACUUGAGCUGCAAGGUGCCGUCAUGUCAACAAGAGUAGCCAGUCUUAUCAAAAGGGAAAUGAACUACAACUUCAAGCGAAUCGUCUUCUGGACAGACAGUCAAGUGGUGCUGCAGUUUUUGAAGAACGAAAGUCGGCGAUACCACACAUUUGUGGCGAAUCGUGUAUCUGAGAUUCACGACACGACAAGCCCAGAUCAGUGGCGCUUCGUGCCAGGCUCAGAAAAUCCGGCAGAUCUCUGCUCAAGAGGAAAGUCUCUGUCAGAGUUGAAAAACCAGCAAGAGUGGUGGCUAGGCCCAGCGUUUCUAGAAAGCAAAGAAGAGCACUGGCCACCACAAGAAGACGUAGGAGACAUCAGUCCAGACUGUGUAGAAGUCAAGAGGUCAGCAGCCAUCUGUGCGACAAGUCAUGCUAGUUCACCAAAAGAAGAGAUCACUUCUCUACUGUCCCAGCUCAUAGACCCGGCGCGGUUCUCUUCAUGGACUCGUUACAGACGCAUUGUCGCAUGGAUAAGGCGAUUCAUCAGCAACGUGAAGAGCAAGGUUGCUGGCACAGAAGUCAUUGAUGGUCCACUACGCAGCGCAGAAAUUGAUGCGGCUGAAAUCAGCAUAAUAAAGGACGAUCAAGAAACCUGCAUGAAACAAGCUAGUCUCGACCACCUGUCUCCAUUCCGAGAUCAACACGGCCUCAUGAGAGUUGGUGGGCGCCUGAGCAAGACUUCGUUAGACGAGUACACGAAACACCCCGUCAUUCUUGACGCCAAGAGUGAGAUCACCAGACUGGUCAUUGUCGAUGCACAUCAGCGAGUCAUGCAUUGGGGAUUGGAAAGAACACUUUGUGAGCUGAGAUCGAAGUACUGGGUGCAACGGAUGCGGUCAGCUGUGAAGAAGCACCUGUGGAAGUGUGCAUUCUGCCGUAACCGCCGCGCCUCGCCUCAGCCACCCAGGAUGGCAGACUUGCCAGAGGCCCGUCUAGACAUGAGACGUCCGUUCAGCACAGUCGGACUCGACUUUUUCGGACCUCUGACGGUGAAGAAGUUUCGAAAGACAGAAAAGAGAUAUGUGCUGCUGAUCACAUGUCUCGCCACUCGGGCCAUCCAUUUGGAGCUAGCUGCUUUGAUGGACACCAGUAGCUUCAUCAUGGCACUGCGCCGCUUUAUCGCACGAAGAGGUAGACCUCGAACUAUCUACUCGGACAAUGGCACUAAUCUAGUCGGAGGCGAAAGAGAACUGCGAGAAGCCAUCGAACAUUGGAAUCAGGCACAGAUAUCCGAUGCUUUGAGUCAGAGAAACAUCCAGUGGGUGUUCAUCCCGCCAGCCGCCCCGCAUAUGGGCGGUGCAUGGGAGCGUCUGAUCGCCUCGGUGAAGCGCUCCCUCAAAGUGGUUCUAGGAAACAAAUGCGUCUCGGAGGACGUUCUUCAGACGACCCUAGCGGAGGUCGAAUUCAUGAUCAACGGCCGUCCUCUGACCUACAUUAGCAGUGAUCCUCAAGACCCCGAACCUCUUACGCCCAACCACUUCUUGUUGGGCUCAUCUGAUGGAAGAGAAGGACUACCGCCAGGGGUAUUCAAUGAUGCUGAUGCUGAUGUUGUUGGACGGAGGAGAUGGCAACAAGUACAGAUCCUCGCUGAACAUCUGUGGAAAAGGUGGCUCAAGGAGUACCUUCCUACGCUGAUAAACAGACAGAAAUGGAAGACAGAGAAGAAGAAUCUGCAGAUAGACGACGUAGUUUUGGUCGUCAACAGUCAGAGUCCUAGAGGAUACUGGGAAUUGGGACGCAUCACAAGAGUCUACCCAGGCUCUGACGGAGGAGUCAGAUCAGCGGAAGUGAAGACAAAGAGUGGGACGUAUGUUCGCCCGACAACGAAGUUGUGUCUCUUGGAGAGUCUCAACUAAGCCUCUAAAUCGGAAUCAUCGGAGAAUCCGUGCGACGGGGUGCACGGCCAACUGGCCCAAUAUGUGAUGCUCAUGUGAGACGAACCGUGAAAGUAAUGUUGAUCUUGAUGGAGGGGGUACGUUCUGUGUUCGAAGACAUUGAUAAUGAUCCGCGUGGCUAGCACCCACAUUUGUGACCUGCGUAAGGUCAACGCGAGCCGUGACAGAAUCGGCAUGGGCCGUUAGUGCUCAGAGCUGACACGGUGUGGUCGUUAAGUGCAGAGUGAAAGACACCGAGGGGUGUCAGGAACGUGUGGCCUGUAUCGCGAGUGACAUGUUUCGUGUUCCCCCUUGUGAACACUGGUGGGGGAGGAUGUCGCGACCGGGGGGUACUGUGCGUUUGUUGCCUAGCAACGAAAUUGUUGUCAUAUUUUUGUGCUUAGAAAAUUAAGGAAAAGGGGGCUUUUGGAUGAGAAACUGAUUGAAACGGGGUCAUUAUUAUAGCUCAUUCUGAAACAGUGAAAGUAAAUAUGCAAAGCCAAGGACGAUGCAUUCACUGAUUAACAAGUGUCAAAGUGACAUUCAAGAAAGGUUUAUCUUUAUGUUUCAACUUAUUUCUUAGUUUAUUUUCUCUCGUUAGCCGCAAUGUGCGACUUUUGGAACGGUGUUUUUCAUUUCGAUCAAGAAGCGA